AUGUCUAUUGAUAACAAGGACGAAACCAACACUCCCGUCCAGGAGCCUCCCCAGUCUGAGCGCCUCUACAGCACAGCAACACCAAUCCGUUUCGCACCCCGUGGUGCCCGCGCCAACAUCACCGACGGGAACUUGAUCAUGCUGGACCCUCGCCCCGUGCAGCAGUGGCAGCUGGACAACACUGAAACUCGCGUCGAGGAGGUUGCUUCACUUGCGAACGAGACUGAUCGUCGGCUCAACACCAUGCAGGGCCAGGCUCUGGCCACCGAGAUUCUUCGCGACGAGGUUAAGAUCCUCCGUAUCGAAAUGGAGGAUGUUCGGAUCUCUGGUGAGAAGCGCGUUGUGAGCCGCCGUGCCGCCUCGAAGGUCAUGAAGCUUUUCUACGCCAUCAUCAAAAUCGCUCUUAUCUACAUCAUCUCGGUGAUUAUUGAGUACAUCUACCACAGCUACUACCCCGAUUUCUUCGAGCUUGUCGAUGCCGCCAUGGCGUCUUACUUCUAA
Molecule: messenger RNA, 501 nt
Organism: Fusarium sp. VM40
Lineage: Eukaryota; Fungi; Ascomycota; Sordariomycetes; Hypocreales; Nectriaceae
Source: the annotation of a GenBank genome assembly